UCAGCGUUUCUCAACCUUGCCACUAUUGACAUUUGGGCCUGAUAAUUCUUGGUUGGAAAGGGUGGCUGUCCUGUGUAUUGUAGGAUGUUUAUCAGUAUCUCUGGCCUCGACUCAGCAGAUGCCAGUAGUAAUGCCUUUGCCAGUCCGAUAUGACUAAUGUCUCCAGAUAUUGCCAAAUGUCCUCUAGGGAGCAAAAUCACUCCCUUGCCCACAUUGACAACCACUGUUCUAGAGCUUUAAAAACAAAAGCCAGCUUUCCAACCUGGGCCUGGCAGAAUGGCUCUUGCAAGGAAGGGUGGUAAGAAGAUAAGCCAUCCUUCCGUCAAGGAAGCAGUGACCAGAGAACACACCGUCAACACUCACAAGCACAUCCAAGGAAUGUGUUUCAGGAAGCAUGCCACUCGGGCCUUCAAAGAGAUUCAGAAAUCUGCCAUGAAGGAAAAAGGAACUCCAUAUGUACACUUUGACACCAGGCUCAGCAAAGCUGUCUGGGCCAAAGGAGGAAGUAAGAUCUCAUGCCAUAUCCAAGUGCAGCUGUCCAGGAAAUAUAAUGAAGAUGAAGAGUCACCAAAUAAACUCUAUACAUUGAUUAUCUACAUGCCUGUCACCACAUUCAAAGUCUACAGACCGUUAAUGUGGAUGAGAACCAACCACUGAGUUUCAAAUAAAACCGCCACACACACAUUCACAUACACACAAAACCACCUCUAAUUUAAG
Molecule: messenger RNA, 717 nt
Organism: Acinonyx jubatus (cheetah)
Lineage: Eukaryota; Metazoa; Chordata; Mammalia; Carnivora; Felidae
Product: 60S ribosomal protein L31-like
Exons: 1
Coding region: 277-657 (126 amino acids)
Biological process (GO): cytoplasmic translation
Cellular component (GO): ribosome; cytosolic large ribosomal subunit
Molecular function (GO): structural constituent of ribosome
Source: RefSeq, a predicted model, not a curated record